AUGUUUAUUACUCAUAGCAUCAUAAACAUCAAUUCCAGUCCAGCGGAAGUGAAGAGCGGCGGGUGUCUGUGCGGAACCGGUUCGGAUCGCCCACAGCAAACUAAAUUGAGAGAUGCACAAGUAUUUACGUUCAAGGAUCUGGAAAUGGCUACUAAUAAAUUUAGUGAAGCGAAAUUGAUAGGGAAUGGAGCAUAUGGAGUGGUUUACAGAGGGAUCCUCAGUAAUGGGAGUGUAGCAGUGAUUAAGAUGUUGCACCGCAAAGGCAGGCGCCAGGCGAGGAGAACCUUAAUUUCGUUAGGGGAACCUUCUAUCAGUGUGAAGAAUUUGAAGUUUCUUGAUGGCUUUGGUGGAAAUUCCACAGCCCUAACAGGUUUAAGUUUGAGACAUAAUACUAUGGGGAGUGAAAUUGUGGUGGAGACUCGAACUCCAUCUCCGGAAUUGAGAGAGGAAACACUAUUUGUGGCUUUAGGAAAAGAUGUGAAGGAGAGUGGAACUGUUCUCAUGUGGGCUCUGCAUAACUCCAGAGGAAAGAAAAUUUGCAUCCUUCAUAUUCAUCAACCUGCUCAGAAGAUAUCCAUGAUGGGUCCAAAAGUUUCUAUUACCCUGCUGGACGAACAUAUAGUUAGGGAUCAUCAUGAAAAAGAGAGGCAAGAGAUGCAAAAGCUUCUGGACAAGUAUGUUUGGACUUGUGCUCGGGCCGGGGUGCGGGCAGAGAAACUACCCAAAGAGAUGGACUUUAUUGAGAAGGGCAUUGUGCAACUCGUAACUGAGCAUCGUAUCAAGUGGCUUGUCAUGGGAGCGGCAGCUAAUAAAUAUUAUUCAAGAAGAAUGGUGGAUCCCAGGUCCAAGAAAGCAAUCUAUGUGCGUGAUGAAGCACCAGACUUCUGUCACAUUUGGUUUAUCUGUAAAGGGCACCUUGUACAUACGAGGGCAUGUAAAGUGGACGAAGUUAACAUGGCGGCAGAAUCUGCAUCACUUCAAGCAAGUCCAGCUGUUGAAACUACACAGUCUUCCUGGAGAUCACACUCAGUUAUCGAAGGGCAAAAUGGAUGUUCAAACUUACAGAUUUCAGCUCCAAACUAUUGUAGAGCCCAGUCCGACAGUCAUGGUAUGAAACUUCAAGCACCAUCUAAUGGCUCUGGCAUGGCAACUCCACUGAGCGAAUUGAAUCGAGAAGGGAGUGGUGAUUGGGAUAGUCUAUCAAGGAGAAGUCCUUCGGCAGGUUCAUAUUUUUCAACGUGUUCUAGUGAUAUAAAUGAGGGAAUAGCAAUCUCCAUUGCAAGGACUGAGGAGAGUGAAACUGGGUUGGAUUUUUCUAUGAUUGAGAAUAAAGAGUUGGGGCAUCAUCAUCGUUCCUCUGUUGCUUCCAAUGCUUUUCAGGAAGGAUUUGUAGAUGAUGAACUUUAUCACAGGCUUCAGCAAUAUGUGGUGGAAGCAGAAACUUUUCAGCGGGAAGCAUAUGAGGAAUCCGUCAGGCGUAAGAAAGCUGAAAAAGAAGUCAUCGAUGCUAUUCGCAGAGCUAAAGCAUCUGAAACCAUGUAUGCCGAUGAGUUAAGACAAAGGAAAGAAAUGGAAGAAACAUUAGCAAGAGGCAAGGAAGAAGUUGAGAAGAUGAAAUGCCGUCUAAAUGAAAUCAUGAAUGAGCUCCGAAUGGCCCAGAAACAGAAAUCAGAUAUUGAGCAUCAAAUUGCAAAUUCUGAUAAAAUAGUAGAGGAUUUGGAGCAGAAAAUGUUUUCUGCCGUUGAACUGUUGCAAAAAUACAAGAAGGAAAGAGAUGAGUUGCAGGUUGAGCGUGAUAAUGCUCUCAGGGUAGCUGAGGAGCUGAGAAGAAAGCAAGCUGAGGAGGCAACAAGUCCAUGUGUUCCUCAGUUCUUUUCUGAAUUCUCUUUCUCUGAAAUUGAAGAGGCAACAAAUAAUUUUGACCAAGCAUUAAAGAUUGGUGAAGGGGGUUAUGGAAGUAUAUAUAGAGGGGUUCUUCGGCAUACGCAAGUGGCUAUAAAAAUGCUACACCCAAAUAGCUCGCAAGGCCCUUUGGAAUUUCAACAGGAGGUAAAUGUUUUGAGUAAGUUGAGGCACCCAAACCUUGUAACUCUGAUAGGAGCCUGCCCAGAAGCUUGGGCUCUUGUCUAUGAGUAUCUUCCAAAUGGAAGCCUUGAAGAUCGACUCAACUGCAAAAACAAUACAUCUCCACUAUCAUGGCAAACUCGAAUACGAAUUGCGGCUGAACUAUGUUCCGUACUCAUAUGCUUGCAUUCUUGUCGCCCUCAAGGCAUCGUGCACGGUGAUCUAAAACCCGCUAACAUCCUGCUUGACUCAGACCUCGUGAGCAAGCUUAGUGAUUUUGGAAUAUGUCGAUUGCUCUCUGAAGAUGAAAAUUCAUGCAGUGAUACGACGCUACGUUGCAUAACUCAGCCGAAAGGUACUUUAAUAUACAUGGAUCCUGAGUUCCUUUUGACUGGAGAACUUACUUCGAAGUCGGAUGUGUAUUCCUUUGGAAUUAUAUUGUUGAGGUUAUUAACGGGAAGGCCUGCAUUGGGGAUUACAAAGGAAGUCCAAUAUGCCUUGGAUAAAGGAAAUUUGAAAAAUCUGUUGGAUGCAACAGCUGGGGAUUGGCCGUUUGUGCAAGCAAAACAGUUGGCUCACCUAGCAAUGAGAUGCUGUGAGGCAGACCGCGGACGACGGCCUGAUCUUGCCUCAGAAAUCUGGAGGGUUCUUGAGCCCAUGAGACUUUCGUGUGGAGCCUCAUCUUUCCGGUUGCGUUCCGAAGAGCAUUGCCAGAUUCCAACCUAUUUUGUCUGUCCAAUCUUUCAGGAAAUUAUGCAAGAUCCUGUUGUUGCUGCUGAUGGGUUUACCUACGAGGAAGAAGCCCUCAAAGGCCUUGAAACACUGUCCAGCUUCUUCAAGUUGUCUAUAGGUUAUAGCUCGUAG
This is a messenger RNA of Fraxinus pennsylvanica, 2928 nucleotides long. Lineage: Eukaryota; Viridiplantae; Streptophyta; Magnoliopsida; Lamiales; Oleaceae. The record is from the annotation of a GenBank genome assembly.